This is a messenger RNA of Exophiala oligosperma, 1647 nucleotides long. RefSeq lists its product as uncharacterized. The record is from RefSeq and is a predicted model, not a curated record. The coding region runs from base 74 to 1513 and encodes 479 amino acids. NCBI's taxonomy places the organism in Eukaryota, Fungi, Ascomycota, Eurotiomycetes, Chaetothyriales, Herpotrichiellaceae. The transcript has a single exon. Gene Ontology annotation, cellular component: catalytic step 2 spliceosome.
CUACAUUCGUGCUUCUGGAAAGUUAUCCUUCGAAGCCAACACAGAGUCCUCGCAAUUCCUUCACAUCGCCAUAAUGGCGUCUGCAGAUUCAUCGACGGCGCUUGUGAGGCGCUCCUCCGCCCAAGAUGUUGUCGCAAUGCCGCCACCACCCUUCAAGCGGAUCAAAAGGCCGCCCAAAAUCCUAGACGAAGACGAGUAUACCUCGGCGCUCUCGGACAUCAUUGCGCGCGACUACUUUCCAGGUCUUCUCGAAUCCCAAGCACAGCACGAGUACCUUGCAGCUCUCGAAUCAGGCAACGACUCUUGGGUCGCAGAGGCGGCGCAGAAACUACGGGAAGCGGCCGUGCCCUCGUCCAGCGGCAGCAAGAGGAGGAGCGCACGAAAUACAAGAUUUGAUACCCCGUCGGCGACACCACUUCGAGGACAGCCUGUCGCAGCAGACACACCCCUGGGAUACACAGGCGGCCAAACGCCGUCGGCGGCGUCUGUCGCAGGAGGCUCCGUCGACGACACGGCAGGAUCUCAGAAUGGUCUCGACACGUCGAGUCUGUCUCUCUCUUCGUUCCAGGCGAAAUACACGUCGGAGGACAACGAGUCCUUCAACGCUCUGUUGGACAAACAGAAUUUGAAACAGAGACAGAAACACGCAUACCUGUGGACACAAGACCAACGGAUGCCGUCGACGCGACUCCUCGAGCACCGGGCACGAGAACAGCGUCUUGUGACUGCCCAUGACAAAUCCUCUGCCUCCACGGGCAAGGAAUUGGCAUUGCACACCGGAGCCACCGACGCACGACCGGCCAAACCCGAUUCAUGGACUAUAAAACGACCCGACAAUACAUUCAUGUUCCACGCCUCUUCGGUCGACGAAGACGGACUCCAGACGGUCCAGGAAGUCCGCGAACAGAAUUCCAAAGCCGGGCCCAAACAGGUGGUGUAUACGAAUACACGGUUCCCACCGGUACAGUACGCGGACGACCCGGGCCCCGUCCCUGCCAGUCCGAGUCUGAACACGGACAUUGUCGACAGACGUGGUCGCCUGGCCGAUACCGACACGAACGCCGGCGGCGGCACCGAGUACGCGGGGGGUGAGACGCCUCGUGUCAACGGAUACGCCUUCGUCGACGAGGACGAACCCGAAAACAUUGCAUCCACGCCCGCGGCGGGGCCGAGUUAUCGAGAUCUCCUGGCCGGACAGGUCGCGGACCCGACCCCGAACCCGUUCAAGAUCAACGAGAUACGGAGACGAGAGGACCUCCAUUAUCGCAUGGUGGAGAGGGUGGCACGACGGAAGAGGGACAAGGACAGACAGACCACCGUACGUCCAGGGGAAGGGACGAGUGGGGGCAAAUCGUCGGGCAACAUGACGCCCGCUGCCAGACGGUUGAUGGAAAAAUUGGGAGGGCGGGCGCCGGUGCGUGGCGGCGCAUCCGGUACGAGUUCGAGCACGCCAGAGUCCAAGGAGAUGUGGACGCCAUUGAGGACGCCGCGAAGAAGUGACUUGAAACGCUGAAGCAAGCGGUGUGGUCCUUACUGGAUCAACUACACUGGUUGUCUGCUCAGUCCCGGCAUGAACUAGGGAGAACUCCUAUAGGUUUUAUAUUAAGAAGCACCUGUUAGGAUGACACAGAGAUCUAUCAAUUUGCC